UGAAGAUAAUAUGCCAUACGACUCUGGAGCAAUAGAAGCCAAAAUCAAAUUGGCUGAAUGGAAGCGUAAUAAGAUAAAAAGCAGCGCAAAGGAGAACUCAAUGAAAAAUGUUCCUCUGCAGCCUGUUCGCAAAUCUCAGACAAAAUUACAAAUUACCGACAAACCUCCAACUCAAACGAAACGAAAGGCGCACAAUUUGUUGCAAGUGAAGGAUGUCUUGGACGACGAAGACUUGGUAUACGACGUGGAGCAUCUUGUGUUGGAAGAAGUGCUGGCACGUCCUCAGCUGUAUAAUUAUAAAUUGGACUUAAAGUAUAGAAGUCCUGAUUUGGUGGCACAAAUGUUCCAAGCUAUAUCCGACCAUAUCGACGAGCACAUGGGUUUACAAUUGGAUUGGAAACAUAUACAAAACACUUGGAAGCAUUACUAUGCUCUGUAUUUGGAAUAUUCUAACAAAACGAUCGUUCCCAGUGGUUCCGGAUCCAAUCGAAUACCAAAAAUGCCUAAGCAUUACGCAUUGUUGACGCAGCUGGACAGUCUAAAUGCAAAAAGAAAACAAAUUUCGUCUACAUCGCCUGAAGGUUUCAAAUUAGAACCUCCAAAAUCUAAAAAAUCCAAAAAGGACGAUUCGUCGAUUGCACCAUUCCUUGAAAAUGCUAAUAAUAUCUUAGCAAAGUUUCAAAAUGCAUCUGACGUACCAGCAGCUUCAGCAACAACUUCUCUUGCGUCACAAAUCGAGGGUGACCCAGAUCAAGCUUUUUUGUUAACCAUUUUACCUGAUUUAAGAAAAUUGAGCAACUUAGAGAAGUUGAAAUUCAAAGAGGAUGUUUAUAUGAAAUUGAACCGACUAUUGCAAAGUCAUGAAGGGGAGGAAUGUGAAGAUUGAAUUUGUAAUUAUUUUUUGCGACAGAAUUUGAAAUUUUUUUUUUUUUGGUAAACUCAAGAACGGAAGGAAUAUGAAUGUUGAAUUUAUAACUUUUUAUACGGAGAGUCUAUCCUUGUACUUCAAUCAAUUUGAAAUUUACUUUUUCGUUUCUUAACUUUUAAUAAAAAAUUUUACGAACA
This is a messenger RNA of Bradysia coprophila, 1065 nucleotides long. RefSeq lists its product as uncharacterized. The record is from RefSeq and is a predicted model, not a curated record. Gene Ontology annotation, molecular function: DNA binding. Lineage: Eukaryota; Metazoa; Arthropoda; Insecta; Diptera; Sciaridae.